Messenger RNA from Funneliformis geosporum, 366 nucleotides. The record is from the annotation of a GenBank genome assembly. NCBI's taxonomy places the organism in Eukaryota, Fungi, Glomeromycota, Glomeromycetes, Glomerales, Glomeraceae.
AUGAAAGUCGCCAUCGUACUCUUCCUUUUUUCCUUAUUCGCUGCAGUUGCUUUUGCACUCGUAGCAGACAAAAAACCUGCCAAUGAAGAAAGUGUAGACAAGCGUUCACCCCAUGACUACUACGACGAUGAUUACUACGAAGAUGAUUAUAAUAAAAAAAAACAUUACAAACGUCACGAUUAUUACAAGAAAAAGGACUACUACGAUGAUGAUUACGAUUAUAAAUACAAGAGUUACAAGAAACACUACAAACGUCACGACUAUUACAAGAAAAAGGACUACUACCACGAUGACUACAAAAAGGAUUACUACCACGAUGACUACAAAAAGGAUUACUACCACGAUGACUAUAAAAAGAAUUAUUAA